Messenger RNA from Rotaria sordida, 3558 nucleotides. The record is from the annotation of a GenBank genome assembly. NCBI's taxonomy places the organism in Eukaryota, Metazoa, Rotifera, Eurotatoria, Philodinida, Philodinidae.
AUGUCGAAAACAUAUAAUUUCGAUUGGCAAAUCGAAGUACCAGCUCGCCUACUUAAAGGCGAUUAUUUUGAUCGUUGGGAUGAAGAAAAUAGUGCAUUAGAACAGAAUUGUUUAUUUCGUGUUGAUAGUUAUGGGUUUUUUAUUUAUUGGCAAAGUGAAGGACGUGAUGGACAAGUUAUUGAAUUAUCACAAGUUAGCGAUAUACGACCAGGCAAAGCUCCAACUGAUCAAAAAAUCGCUACUGAUCUUAUGUCAACUUCACUUGUUCAUGGUCGAGGUAAUAUUGAUGAAAGAACAGUUACUAUUUGUAGUGGAAUUGAUUUUGUACAAAUAAGUCAUACGAAUAUAACAGGUGAUGCACCAACUACAGCAAAAAUAUGGAUUGAAGGAUUAAGAAAAAUUACUCAUAAUCAUAAAGCUAAUAAUAUAUGUCCAACAACAAUAUUACGAAAACAUUGGAUGAAAUUAUCUUUUAUGUUAAAUGUUAAUAAGAAAAUUCCUGUUAGAAGUAUUAGUAAAACAUUUGCAUCAGGUAGAACUGAAAAACGUAUAUUUGAAAUUCUUAAAGAGCUUGGUUUACCAAGUGGAAAGAAUGAUGAAAUUGAUCCAGUUGAUUUUACAUUUGAAAAAUUUUGUGAUUUAUAUCAUAAAAUUUGUCCCCGUACUGAUAUAGCUGAAUUAUAUGAUCAAUUAUCAGGCGGUAAAGAUUAUAUAACAACAAAACAAUUUGUCGAUUGGCUUAAUGAAACUCAACGUGAUCCACGUUUAAAUGAAAUUCUAUUUCCAUUUUAUGAUACAAAAAGUGCAUUACGUAUUGUUGAUCGAUAUGAAUUACGUGCUAAUUAUCGAGAUCGUGGUCAUAUAUCAUGUGAUGGUUUAGCACGAUAUUUAAUGUCGGAUGAAAAUGCACCUGUUUUUCUUGAUCGUUUAGAAGUUUAUCAUGAUAUGGAUCAACCCUUAUGUCAUUAUUUAAUAAAUUCAUCUCAUAAUACAUAUUUACAAGGACGACAAUUUGGUGGUCGUUCGUCAGUUGAAAUGUAUCGACAAGUAUUAUUGGCUGGUUGUCGUUGUAUUGAAUUAGAUUGUUGGGAUGGAAAAAAUGAUACAGAACCAAUAAUAACACAUGGAAAAGCAAUGUGUUCAGAUAUUAAUUUUAAAGAAGUUAUCUAUGCUAUAAGAGAUACAGCAUUUGUUACAAGUGAUUAUCCGGUUAUACUUUCAUUUGAAAAUCAUUGUUCUAAACCACAACAAUUUAAAUUAGCAAAAUAUUGUGAAGAAAUACUCGGAGAUCUCUUAUUAACGAAACCAUUGGAUAGUCAUCUACUUGAACCUGGCGUGCCUUUACCAUCACCAAGUUUAUUAAAGCGUAAAAUUCUUAUUAAAAAUAAACGAUUGAAACUAGAAAUUGAAAAAAAACAACUCGAUUUAUUUCUCAAAGGAAUAGAUACUGAAGGAAAUAAUGAUAAUGAUGUUGAUUCAGCAGCUAAUGUCGAAGGAGAAGAUGGUCCACCUGCAUUUUCGGAUAAUGCUAAAUUACGUGAUGAUGAUGAUGAAGCUCAUCCGGAAUUAAAUGUUGACGUAAAUGAUGAUAUUAUUCGUCGUACAUUAUUUAGCCAAUUAGGUUUUAAAAUAAAAGGAUCAUCAAAUCUAUCUCGAGAAGAAGAAGAAGCACUUUACAAUGGUUAUCAAUAUAAAGGUGCAACAACAAAUAUUCAUCCAUUAUUAUCCUCUCGUGUUAAUUAUACACAACCAAUAAAAUUUCCCGGUUUUUCUAAAGCUGAAGAACGUAAUAUACAUUAUCAUAUGUCAUCAUUUUCUGAAAAUGUUGCUUUACAACAUUUAAAACAAAAUCCAAUCGAAUUUGUUAAUUAUAAUAAACGACAACUAUCACGAAUAUAUCCCAAAGGUGGACGUGUUGAUUCAUCAAAUUAUAUGCCACAAAUAUUUUGGAAUGCAGGUUGUCAAAUGGUUUCAUUAAAUUUUCAAACACCUGAUCUUCCAAUGCAAUUAAAUUCAGGAAAAUUUGAAUAUAAUGGAAAUUGUGGCUAUUUAUUAAAACCAGAUUUUAUGCGUCGACCUGAUCGUACAUUUGAUCCAUUUGCUGAAAGUCCUGUCGAUGGUGUUAUAGCUGCAUUUUGUAGUGUACGUGUUAUAUCCGGUCAAUUUUUAUCGGAUAAAAAAAUUGGUACAUAUGUUGAAGUUGAUAUGUAUGGUUUACAAGCUGAUACAAUAAGAAAAGAAUAUCGUACGAAAACAAUUCCAGCUAAUGGACUUAAUCCAAGAUAUGAUGAAAGUGUUUUUGAAUUUCGAAAAAUUGUUCUCCCUGAUUUAGCUAUAUUACGUAUUGCUGUUUAUGAAGAAACAGGUAAAUUAAUAGGACAACGUGUUUUACCAUUAGAUGGUCUACAAGCUGGUUAUAGACAUAUAUCAUUACGUACAGAAGGAAAUUUUCCAUUAUCAUUACCAACUAUAUUUUGUCAAAUAAUUCUUAAAUCUUAUGUACCAGAUGGUUUAACAGAAUUUGUUGAUCAAUUAAAUAAACCAUUAUUAAUGAAAAAAACCGAAGAAUUACUCAAUUCAUCAACUAAUAUAUCUUCGGAUAGUAAUCUGACAUCAAGUACUUCAUCUCUACGACGAAAUCGUAUGCUUACUGAUACAGUGUCAGCACCUAAUCCUUCAUUAGAUACAAAAAUAUCAACAACAACAACAACUAGUAGUCAUACUUCAGUAAAUACAAUAUCUACAAAUGAUGAAAAUACUUCAGCAUCAUCAUCAUCUGUUAAAUCUAAAACACCAAUUGAAACAAUUAUUCCAAUAACAUUAGAAUAUUUAUGUGAACAUAAAACUUUUACUAAAUUAAAACAUAAACAAGAUAAAGAAUUAGUAUUAAUGAAAAAGAAACAUGCAAAAGAACAAGCAAUACUCGGUGAACAACAAUCAAAAAUAAUGAGUAAAGUUAAAUCUGAAUCAGAAAAAUUCACACGAUCACCAAUAAUACAUAUUGGAAAUCAACGAAAAGAUUUAAGUAAUGGUGGUAAUUUAACAGAAGGAAAAAAUGAUUCAAAAAUAAUGGAUUUAAUUAAUGAACAGAAUGUUGAAUGGACAUCACUUGUACAACGACAAUUAACUGAAAUGAAUGUCUUACGACGACAACAUACAAAAGAACAAUGUGAAACAUUACGCCUUUUACUUGAUGAAACACAAAAAACACAAAUGAAAGAAUUAACUGAAAGACAAGCAAAAGAAAAAAAAGAACUUGAAUUAAGUCAAGUACGACAAAAUAUUGAAGAUAGUAAACGACUUGGUUCAGAAAAAAAUAUAAGAAAUAAAUCAGACUUAGAUCGUCGUGUACGUGAAUUAAAAUCGAAUAAUACAAAAAAAUUCGUUGAAGAACGUAAAAGACAAAUUUUAAAACAUGAACGAGAUACAGGAAAUUUAAUUAAAUUACAUGAAACACAGAAAACAACACUUCUAGCUGAAAUUGAUAAAAUGCUCGAAUAUAGUCUCAAUUAUCAAGAUGAAACACCAAUGGCUCGAUUUCCUUCAUCAUCUGUCUAA